AUGGUGGGAAAAGCACUGCGAGCUGAAGGGGCAGCUGAAUGUAUUCAAGAGUCCCGAAGGACUCAGAUUGUUGGUGGAGCCAAUACUCCUACCUUUGGUUAUGGUAGGGGUGGUAGUGACUCAACCACUGAUCAGAAGAGAAAAGUUCCAUCUGGGUUUGGUGGUUCGAGUCAAAGCAGAAGGUUCCAAGGGAACCAAGGUCGUGGUAACUGUCAUAGUGGUCCUGAGAACUAUGAGUGUAAAGGCCAAGGAUGUUUCCAGUGCAGAGUAACUGAACAUUACAAGAGAGAUUGCCCACAGUUAAAGAAAGAAGAGCAGAAGACUGAAGCAAAACCCGCUCCAGCAAGGGUGUUUGCUCUUAAUCAGACUGAUGCAGAAGCUAGCCCUUCAGUUGUUACAGGUCAGCUUUCAGUCAAUAACUUUUACUAUUCUAUUUUGUUUGACUCUGGGGCCACUCAUUCGUACGUGGCAGUCAGAAUAAUUGGUAAAUUUGGGUAG
Molecule: messenger RNA, 498 nt
Organism: Cannabis sativa
Lineage: Eukaryota; Viridiplantae; Streptophyta; Magnoliopsida; Rosales; Cannabaceae
Exons: 2
Coding region: 1-498 (165 amino acids)
Biological process (GO): proteolysis
Molecular function (GO): nucleic acid binding; aspartic-type endopeptidase activity; zinc ion binding
Source: RefSeq, a predicted model, not a curated record